Messenger RNA from Octopus sinensis (East Asian common octopus), 1280 nucleotides. RefSeq names its product ubiquitin carboxyl-terminal hydrolase isozyme L5. The coding region runs from base 61 to 984 and encodes 307 amino acids. NCBI's taxonomy places the organism in Eukaryota, Metazoa, Mollusca, Cephalopoda, Octopoda, Octopodidae. The transcript is spliced from 12 exons. The record is from RefSeq and is a predicted model, not a curated record. Gene Ontology annotation, cellular component: cytoplasm. Gene Ontology annotation, molecular function: cysteine-type deubiquitinase activity. Gene Ontology annotation, biological process: protein deubiquitination; ubiquitin-dependent protein catabolic process.
AAAUACUACUUCCGGUUACUUGUUACUUCCGUCGAAAUUUUCAAAUCUUAAUUUGUAACAAUGUCAGGUACUGCCGGAGAUUGGUGUUUAAUAGAAAGUGAUCCGGGAGUAUUUACUGAACUGAUUCGAGGAUUCGGUGUCAAAGGAAUUCAGGUGGAAGAGAUAUGGAGCUUAGAUUCUGACAGUUUCAAAAAUUUAAAACCUGUCCAUGGACUUAUUUUUCUAUUCAAAUGGGUACCUGAGACAGAACCAGAUGGCUCCAUUGUACGAGACAAUCGACUGAACCAAAUAUUCUUUGCUAAACAAGUAAUUAACAACGCAUGUGCAACACAAGCUAUUCUCAGUAUUUUGCUCAACUGCAAACAUGAAGAUCUGGAAUUGGGAGAAACCUUGACGUCUUUCAAAGAGUUUGUUCAAAACUUUGACCCAGCUAUACGUGGAUUGACUUUGAGUAAUUCUGAUGUUAUACGUCAAGUUCAUAAUAGUUUCUCUCGGCAACAGAUGUUUGAAUUUGAUGAGAAAUUAGCCAAAAAGGAUGAUGAUGUGUACCACUUUGUGGGUUAUCUGCCCAUCAAUGGACGCUUGUAUGAACUGGAUGGCUUGAAAGAUGGACCAGUAGAUUUAGGUGUUGUUGAUGAGAAUGCUGAUUGGCUUGAUGUUGUUAGACCUGUUAUUGAGAAACGGAUUCAGAAGUAUCACAAUGAUGAAAUCCACUUUAAUUUGAUGGCCAUUGUCUCAGAUCGCAAAAUGUUAUACGAACGCAAGAUGAAAGAUUUUGAGAGUUCUACCAUGGAGACUGAUGAUAUCGGUAGUGAGAUAAGCAGACUCCAAAUGUUGAUACAGGAAGAAGAACAGAAGAUGGCACGUUACAAAAUUGAAAACAUCCGUCGCAAACACAACUACCUACCAUUUAUAGUGGAACUGUUGAAGUGUCUGGCCAAAGAGGAGAAAUUAGUACCUUUAGUAGAGAAGGUAAACUUUUGACUCGCUGCUGUGUCUACUACUCAUAGUUUUGUGUGUUUACUACAUGUGCAUGAAACUCUAUGCCAAGGAAAAGGCUGCAAAGAAGAAGGAAGUGAAGGCUUGAUAUCAGCUACUCUUAAUCUAUCCUGCUUUAAUCAUUCACCUGUUGGUGUUCAUUAGUAAAAGGGCUGUGUCUUGUUCUUUAUGACCACAUCCACCGAUGCUGUUCUUCGUCAACUGUAUAUGUUUUCCAUUUUCAACACCAAAUAUUUGAUGUUUUCAUAUAUUAAUAAACAUUUGACAAUACCAUACAAUCA